Molecule: messenger RNA, 3981 nt
Organism: Trypanosoma rangeli
Lineage: Eukaryota; Euglenozoa; Kinetoplastea; Trypanosomatida; Trypanosomatidae
Product: putative protein kinase
Exons: 1
Coding region: 1-3981 (1326 amino acids)
Biological process (GO): autophagy of peroxisome; protein targeting to vacuole; macroautophagy
Cellular component (GO): phosphatidylinositol 3-kinase complex, class III, type I; late endosome; nucleus-vacuole junction
Molecular function (GO): protein binding; protein serine/threonine kinase activity; ATP binding
Source: RefSeq, a predicted model, not a curated record
AUGGGGAACCAGCUAGCGGCAGCAACCUCCGUCAAUGUCUCCGAUGUCUCGUCAGUUCUGGCUCUGGUGGCGCCUCUCGGGGGAGAGCACCGUUACUACUUCCGCUCCUUCCAUUGUGCAAAGCUGAUGGACGCGACGAAUGGCGCCACAGAGACGCUCCGCUCGCGUCAUUUUUAUGUUUCUACGACUGAACGCCGCGACACGGGCGCGACAGUGCGCCGCCCAUUCCAGAAAUCAGGUGGCAGAGAUGUUGUUGUGAAGGUCUUUGUACGUACUCUCGGCGACAACCUGCAGAAACAGUUGGUGGAGUUCUGCUACGAUCAUCUGCUAGGACUUCAUGAGCGAAUGACAAACACGCAGGGCGCGGACUUCACAGUCAUGACCAUGACUAGUGGUUAUAAGGAAAAUAAUAGUGCUGAGGGGGGACUUUGUGUUUCACCACCGUGUAACGUGUUGUUCUACUCGCGGAUGGAGGUUCGCAAUGAUAGAUUUUGCAUGCUUGAACGAUCUUAUGUUGCCUACUCGCUGUCAGAGCGACUUGCCACACGACCGUAUUGGAACAUGGGUCAACGCCUCUUUGCUGGGUAUCAGCUCCUUCAAGGCCUCGUGCAGCUACACGAGGGAUGGGAAACCGUCCAUGGCGACUUGAAAACAGAAAAUGUUUUGGUGGACACGUCUGGGUGGCUCUACAUGACAGAUAUUUGCCCUUUCAAGCCCGGACUCCUUCCAGCCAACAACCCAGCCCUGUUUGACUACUACUACGACACGAAUGAGACGCGUAUUUGUUAUUUAGCUCCUGAGAAAUUUAUGGAUGAUACCCUUCCGUUCAACACCUCGAAUCUGAACGCAAAUGGUCAUACAAAGGCGAUGGAUAUUUUUUCGGCGGCAUGCGUCUUGGCACACAUCUUCACAGAGGAACCGCUCUUUUCUCUCUCAGACACCCUUAGUCUCCGUUUGAUGCAAACUCAGCAAGAACGAGAAUUCAUGGUGCAAAAGGUCUUAGCAGAACGUGGCGUUUCCCCCAAUGUAGGCCGCAUGCUUCUUAACAUGUUGUGCAACCUACCAGCCACUCGUCCCACGGCGCGGCAGUUGCUAGAGGCCUUCACCCCGUCGGUGUUUCCCUCAUAUUUUGGUUUUAUCUAUCAUGAAAUUCUUCCACCACUUUUGGCGCGACCACCUGAUCUCCAAGUGCAGUUGCUCCACUCUCGACUGCAAGAUAUUCUUGAGGAGGUGGAACGACACUGUUCUACCACAGACGCCACACAGAGUCACUCGACACUGGUUAAGGAGGCUAAGCAGCUGAGUGUGCAGCUUCUGCUUCCUGUUAUUCUUAAUGCCAGCCUUCACCUCAUUACGGAUGGCACCUUCUGUCGACUCAUUUCUAUUAUUCAGAUGAUUCUUCCACAUUGUUCGUCGGAACUUCAGAAAGACACACUACUCCCUUAUGUUCUUCACUAUGUGAAGAUGGACCGUCGCUGCGUUGUUGCCCGCAUACUUGCUUUGCGGAUCUUGUCUAUGAUAUGUCACUCCAUCCCCUUCUCCGCUAGUGAUGCAACCAUCUUUGACGAUCUCGUCCUGCCAUGUGUGGAACAACUUCUUAAAACAGACACCACCGAUGUGGGUCUGCUUGUGGAAGUUGCAGAUCAGUUGCCCGGAAUUUUAUUGCGGGCUCGUACAUUUUUAGAGCAUCGUCAAUCACUUGCCUCUGCCAAUGCGUGGCAGAGCAGUUUUGGGGAACAGCUCAAUACUCUUCUUGACCGUGGCUGGGAUACACUUCGAUUGCUAUACAAACACCCUAAUACAACGGUCGUUGUUGUGACUCUCCGACGCACGGUGGAUGUGGUGGCCUUCCUCGGAGAAGAAAGGGCACAGGACGACCUCAUUCCGUUUCUCACCACGGUCAUUGCUUCAACCAUUGAUGUGCAAAGAGAAUUGUAUCCACAGGCUAUACUCUGUCAUUUGUACCUGCAGGCACCGAAGCUUAGGACACUGCGUUUUUUUCUGGAAGAGGGAUUGAAACAGACGGAUGUAACGUGUCUGGUGCGGAUCAUUGAGAGUAUCGCCAUCAUUGUUGAGAAAAAGUGUCUUGCGGUGUGGGACACUAUGCCCCUGGUGCAUCAGGUGUUACCGCAUAUUGUAAGCUCCAAUAGAUGGGUAAGUGCAGCAGCAUCUCGCAUGCUUGAAAAGGUGGCUUGUACGCAUCGUGUCAGUGAUGUAUGGAUGUAUUUGACAUGUGCUGUCCUACCUUUACUGCGUCACCCAGUGCCGCUUUCCCAUAUUUCGUUAUUUCCCACCGCUGUGAAGUUGGAAAUGUCUCAUUAUAUUGAUGCUAUGGAGCAGAUGAUGAGGACGAUGAACGCAGAGGCACGCUCCCUGGGCGGGAACACAGAUUCACAUGAACGUGUAUUAUACAGAAGCGCGGGUCAUAUUCUUCCGCAGUAUGAAACACCUUUCGGGAUCGCAAGACGCUCGUUGCGGGGUCUUACCUCACGUGUGGCAUCUGUAGAUGUGACGUUUGACUCAAAUGUGUUUAAACCAGAUGUGGCGGAGGGGAUAUGGCGUGACAGCUGUCAGAAUUUCACGUGGAAUUUUUUUUUUAGACCAACACGGCGCGAGCAGAAGCGGGUGAUUUUGCGGCAGAGAUCACUAGAAGAUGAUGGAGACGCCAGCGUGGCAUUAUCACACGCCCCAGAACGACAGUGUGUUGUCGGUAAUUUGUAUCAAACACGGGGAGUAGAAGAAAAAGGAGAAUCCUCAGUCCCUUCUGUGGCGAACGUCACGUGGAAUGCGAAGGAGCUUAAGCCGAUUGCUUCGCCCUGGUUUACGCAGACAUCCCACUCUGGUGGAAUCUACUGCACCUCCGCGGCAAGAGGCGGGACGUUGGUGACGGCAGGCAGUUGCGGCGAGGCGGUUCUUUGGUCGCUUGGCUUAGAGGGGAUGGACUACUCAUAUCGCAUCCAAACCAACGCCUCUCGCACGAGCACGUUUCUCUUUGCAAACUUCCUGCGGGAGGGGAUGAGUCCACUACUCUACAUGGGAGGCACGGACGGGGAGUGGUGUCUUUUCGAUGUUGCCUGCAAUAACAUCGUCUUGCGGCGUUCUUUGGCUGGGGGCACACUGACGUCCGCCUGUUUACUCGGGGAUUUUGUCACACUUGUGACCGGUGCAUUGGGCGGCGUUUACGUCAUGGACUCUAGGGUGGGAAAGGAAGUUUGGCAGACGACGCUUCCACCUGCAGUUGGCCCACCAAGCGGUGUUUCGCCCCUCUUUCUUGGCUCCCGAGCGUACGGAGCGUCAGUGGUAACACUUACGGGGGGAGUAGCCUUGUUUGAUCUGCGCUUUCAAAUGUUGGUGCAGGAACACCGCCUUGGAAAUGGCGGUGGCUGUGACGAGCACGGUGAAAGCAGCCGAGCGAGCACCCGUGUCAUGGAUAAUCCAAAUGCUAUCCUGUGUGUUUCUCCGGACACUGCAUGCUCGUUUUUGCUAGAAAAUAGCAACCGUCCUGGACUGUUUUUGGGAACAAAGGCGGGUACUGUGCAUUGGAUGGAUCUAUCCACUGGUGAGACUCGAACAGCCCUACAGCCCACCACGAUUGGACAAGCGACGAGGGCGUUGCUGGUGCAACCAAAGCACUCUGUGGUCGUAACCGCGGGAGAUGACAUGUGGAUCCGAAAGUGGUGCCUGGCCGCUCCCAAUCGAUCUAAGACGCUUGUUUGCCCCCCGUUCGUGUCCCCCGUGUACGCUGGGACUAUCAGUGGAGGAAUUGCAGAGACACGGUCGGAGAGACACUUUACGAGUGUGCAGCCUUCCCAUCUCCAUGGGCCGCACUCGACCAAUCAUGGUUGUGUGUCAGGUGGUGUUGUGCCCCGACAACACGAGGAUGCCAUUCUCAGUUUAUGUGUUGUAUCAAACGGCAACGCGUCUUACCUGGCGUCCGGGUCUCGUGAUGGCACAUUGACGGUGUGGCUCAAUACAGAGUAG